AUGUCCCGGGAGCCGAUUAAUUGGGAUCAAAUCGAGGAGUGGAUCAAAGAUCACCGAAGAAGGCACGACCUCAAACCUAAAGUCUCCCUCGUUCUUCCGAAACAGUUUCGUGUUAUAGAUGUUGAAAGAGACAAGGUGAUUUUAGCACCUGAUCACUGUGAGUUUGUCGCGCUGAGUUAUGUAUGGGGUGAGACAACCAGCGACCUGAUGCUGUGUACCAGCAACGUUCAGCAGCUUGCCGAAGAUUUUUCUAUUUCUAGAAUGGAUAUUCCAGCAACUAUCAAAGAUGCCAUGAUAGCCUGUGAAAUGAUUGGCAAAAGAUAUCUUUGGGUCGAUCGCCUCUGUAUUGUGCAGAAUGAGAGUGAUGAUAUCAAACUGGCUCAGAUAGAGAGAAUGGGUGAUGUCUACUCAUCUGCAUUCUUGACCAUAGUAGGAGCGUGUGGGAACGACGCAAGAAGUGGCCUAGCAGGGAUUGAUGGCAAGCCCCGGACUAGAGCACCCUGGGUCAUCUCUUUGAACAAAACGAUUUUAGUAGAAGAUGUGGAUCAUCCAUUAUAUACAGUCGGAAAUUCCAAAAUGGCACACCAGAGGGUGGACUUUCCAAGAGCUUGUUCUCAGCUCUAG
Molecule: messenger RNA, 624 nt
Organism: Botrytis deweyae
Lineage: Eukaryota; Fungi; Ascomycota; Leotiomycetes; Helotiales; Sclerotiniaceae
Exons: 1
Coding region: 1-624 (207 amino acids)
Source: RefSeq, a predicted model, not a curated record